Messenger RNA from Spirodela intermedia, 2359 nucleotides. The record is from the annotation of a GenBank genome assembly. Lineage: Eukaryota; Viridiplantae; Streptophyta; Magnoliopsida; Alismatales; Araceae.
AUGGAGAAGAAGGCGCGGGCGAGGACCCUGCCGGGGAAGGCGGUGGCCACCCUCUGCGCGGUCAGCUUCGUCCUCGGCCUGCUGCUCAGCGGCAGGAUGUGGGCGGCGCCGCCGCUCAAGGGCCGCCGUCCGGCCGAGAAGGCCUCCGCCGGAGUGCCGAGGGACGUGAUGGGGGAGGUCAAGAGCACCCGUGAAGCCCUCAAGUGAGCCCUCCUCCUCCCUCCAUCCUCACUCUCUCUGAAUUAUCCAAGAACACCAGCAUCUCGCUGUGCAUCAGGUCUCUGGAGAAGACGAUAUCCUCUCUAGAGAUGGAGCUGGCCACGGCAAGGACAAACGGCGGCGGGGUGGCGGCGGGAGGGGAGCUCCAGAGGGCGUUCGCAGUCGUGGGCAUCAACACCGCCUUCAGCAGCAAGAAGCGGCGGGAAUCGCUCCGGCAGACCUGGGUUCCCCGGGGUUUUACCGCUCCUUUUCCUCUCCACUUUCCUUCCCCGAAGAAGAAGAAGAAGAGAGAGAGGGAGGGAGGGAAGGAGGGAGGGAGGGGGGGAGGGAGAGAGAGAGAGGUCGAAGAUGGAUGGAAGGAGAGGAGUGAGAGGGAUAGAGAGGAAUAGGAAAGAGAGACGAAGAAGGUAGAUGCAAGGAGAAAGUAGACAAUAAUGCAGGCAAAAAAGGUGAUAGUCAGAGUCAGAGAGAGAGAGAGAGAGAGAGAGGGAGAGAGAGAGAGAGGAAGAAGAAAGGGAAACGAAGAAGGUAGAUGCAAGGAGAGAGUAGACGAUAAUGCAGGCAAAAAAGGAGGGAGUCAGAGAAUCAGAGAGAGAGAGGGAGAGAGAGAGAGGUUGGAGAUGGAUGGUCAGAGAAUAGAGAGGGAGUGAUAGAGAGGAAGAAGAAAGAGAAACGAAGAAGGUAGAUGCAAGGGGGGAGUAGACGAUAAUGCAGGCCAAAAAGGAGAGAGUCAGAGAGUCACAGAGAUAGCACAGAGAGAGAGAGAGAGAGAGAGAGAGAGAGAGAGAGAGAGAGAGAGAGAGAGAGAGAGAGAGAGAGAAGAGAGAGAGAGAGAGAGCGAGAGAGAGAGAGCGAGAGGAAUAAGAAGAAGAAGAGGCUGACGGGAGGAGGGUGGUGGUGCAGGGGUGAAGCUGAAAAGGCUGGAGGAGGAGAAGGGGAUAGUGCUGAGGUUCGUGAUAGGGCGGAGCGCGACGCCGGGGGGAGUGCUGGACCGAGCCAUCGACGCCGAGGAGGUCGAGACGAAGGACUUCCUCCGUCUUGACCACGUCGAAGGCUACCACCAGCUCUCUGCCAAGACGAGGAUCUACUUCUCCACCGCCGCCUCCAUCUGGGACGCCGAUUUCUACGUAAAGGUUGACGACGACGUCCAUGUCAACCUCGGUCAGCUCUCCCUCCCUCCCUCCCUCCCUCUCUCUCUCUCUCUCUCUCUCUCUCUCAUCAGGGUGGCACCGUCUUUUUCUUCAGGGACGAUGGCGGCGACGCUGGCCCGCCACCGCGCGAAGCCGCGAGUGUACGUGGGCUGCAUGAAGUCCGGACCGGUGCUGUCCCAGAAGUGAGUAUUCAUUCCCUCGAGCAUCAUCAAAAUCGUGGCCAGGAGGGCACCGCACCGCGGGGAGCCUCGUCUGACUGGGUGAACGGCAGCAGAGGGGUGAAGUACCACGAGCCCGAGUUCUGGAAGUUCGGCGAAGAAGGGAACAACUACUUCCGUCACGCCACCGGCCAGAUCUACGCCAUCUCCAAGGACCUCGCUGCCUACAUCUCGAUCAACUCGUGCGUCCACUCCACACACUUCCCCCUCGUUUCUCUCUCUCUCUCUCUCUGUGACUCUCUCCUCUUUUGCCUGCAUUAUUUUCUACUCUCUCUUUGCAUCUACCUUCUUCGUUUCUCUUUCCUCUUCUUCUCCAUCCCUCUCUACUCUUCUCUCUCCAUCCAUCUUCGACCUCCCCUCUCUUCUCUCUCUCUCUUUCUCUCUGUGAAUGGUCCGAGUUCCAUGCAGGCCCAUAUUGCACAGGUACGCCAACGAGGACGUGUCCCUCGGAUCCUGGCUGAUCGGCCUCGACGUCCUCCACGUGGACGAGCGCACCAUGUGCUGCGGGACGCCCCCAGGUAUGUACCCCACCUCCCGGUCCAUGAAGGCCCCCGGAAUUGGACCCAAAGGGACGAACCCCCCGCCAAUCUCUCUCUCAUCGCCGCCGUCAUUGUCUCUGUAGACUGCGAGUGGAAGACGCAGGCGGGGAACAUCUGCGUGGCCAGCUUUGAUUGGUCCUGCAGUGGGGUCUGCAAAGCCGUUGACCGUAUGAAGGAGGUCCACCGCACGUGCGGCGAGGGCGAGGCGGCCGUCUGGAACGUGUCUACCUAA